This is a messenger RNA of Neolamprologus brichardi, 3789 nucleotides long. Lineage: Eukaryota; Metazoa; Chordata; Actinopteri; Cichliformes; Cichlidae. The record is from RefSeq and is a predicted model, not a curated record.
AGGAAAAGAAGACUUUGUCCACGGUGUCUCCGCUCAGAUGCAUCACCGCCCUGCUCUUUUAAUGGGGCAGCGCUGAACUUUGAAGUUCGGGGGGAAGCUUCUCCGAAGUGCGCUAAUGUGAGUUCUGAACACAAGGAGACAUGUCAGCCGCUCAAGGACUUCUAAACAGCGUCUUUUCCUGCUCGUCCCCUGCCUCCAAAGCCAUAACCAAACGCAGGCUACGCCAGACCCGGAGCCUGGACCCCGCCAUCAUCAGACACUGCGGCACCGGGAGCGAUGGAGCGGCCGCAGACACAGGUGCGUCCGCCGAGCGCUUGGCUGUGAAGCCGGCUUUACGCACCAAGAUCCCGACCCUGAAGGAACCUAUAACCCCUUCCAUCUCCUCUCCUUCCAUACCUCUGGAUGUUUCCCCGUCCUCCAACUUCCACUUUGACUAUGAUGUGGUUAAGCGUGCCAAAAGGAAUACCGCCGGGGAUUUACCGUUUAUGGUGAGGGGAGCUGGUGCCGCUCCCUCAGGGAGCACCGGCACGCUGUUUUCCCCGCGGAGGUGGCUACAGAAGAAAGUGCAGCCUUCCAGCUCUCACUCUUACGUCGUGUGGAAGUCAGAGGGGGAUUUCACCUGGAGCAGCCUGUCGGGGCGGAGCGUGCGUCUGAUGCCAGUUGCCAUCCAAAGCCUGUCAGAGCUGGAGAGGGCCCGGCUACAGGAAGUGGCCUUCUCCCGUUUACACCAGGACUAUGACUUGGGAUGUCAGAUAACCAUGCCAAAAGAUGGACAGAAGAGGAAAAAGUCGCUGAGAAGGAAGUUGGACUCGCUCGCAAAAGAGAAAAGCAAAGACAAAGUUGUUGUCACGACUGCGCUGCAGCUCUCUCUGCCAGCUGAAACGCCGAGUAAAAAAGAGAAGCACAGGGACAAAAGGCUGAGCCUGAAUCCCAUUUACCGUCAGGUGCCACGUGUCGUCGAUAGUUGCUGUCAGCACAUCGAAAAAUAUGGUUUGCACACUGUGGGGAUCUUUAGAGUUGGAAGCUCCAAGAAGAGAGUCCGACAGCUGCGAGAAGAGUUUGAUCGUGGCAUUGAUGUGCAGCUAGACGAGGAGUACAGUGUUCACGAUGUAGCUGCUCUGCUGAAGGAGUUCCUAAGGGAUUUGCCGGACCCUCUCCUAACCAAGGAGCUCUACACGGCCUUUAUUAACACCACAUUGUUGGACUCAUACGAGCAGCAGAGUGUCGUUCAGCUGCUGAUCUACCUUCUCCCAGCAUGCAAUAGUGACACACUUCACCGCCUGCUGGAGUUCCUGUCCACUGUGGCUGAUCAUGCGCAUGACCAGCAAGAUAAAGACGGGCAGGAGAUCACAGGGAACAAGAUGACAGCUUUAAACCUCGCCACCAUCUUUGGUCCCAACCUCCUCCACAAGCAGAAGAGCACAGACAAGGAGUUCACAGUCCAGAGCUCAGCCAGGGCCGAAGAGAGCACGGCCGUCAUCGCCGUGCUGGAAAAGAUGAUCGCCAGCUUCCAAGCACUCUUCAUGGUUCCUCCUGAUCUGCAAAACGAAGUUUUAAUGAGCCUUUUGGAGACCGAUCCAGAUGUGGUCGACUACCUUCUGAGGAGAAAAGCAUCUCAGAGUCCGGACCUGUUACAGCCAGAGGAGCCCUUCGUCCUGAGCGAGCGGCAUUCGUCCAGCGACUCCAACAAGGCGUCGAGUGGUGAAGUGUCCCCUUAUGAUAACAACUCCCCGGUCCUGAGUGAGCGCAGAGGGGAACCAGGGAGCCCGGCCAGUGAGCAGCUCUACCGCGUCCCAGAACAGUACUCUCUAGUGGGGCAGAGCGGAGCUGUCACUUGGGGUUAUAAAGAAGAACAUGCUAACAUUUGGGGCACAUGGCACAGUACUCUGAAAUCGGCACUCAAGAAUCAAACAUAUACAGGUUCCCAUAGCAACAUGUCAGAAGGAAGCUCCCGCAGCUCACAGGAAGGUCUAGAUGGACUCCAUAGUGAUAGCAGGCAUCAGACAGCAGUACAACGGACUCAGACAACGCCUGACAUCUCCGAGUGCAGACUCCACCCACCGGUCACCAGAGUGUGCACCAACCCUCAUGCGGACAAGGGGCAACCACGCCUGCAGCUAAACAUCAACCCUCCUUUGACAUCGCAAAGGGGACAUGGAGUUAACUCGACCCUCAGACCUCAAGCCGGAGCGAACACCGGAGAAGGCGGCCCCCUCGAUGGACGCUCUCCUCCCCCUUAUAAUGCGCAUCAUCGAUUGGCUAGCUCACAAAGUACCCCUCAGCUUGCGACGGCUCAGCAGCCACACGGGAGGUCGAGCGCAGGGCAGAGCAACUCGGCUUCAACAACAGAAGCCCCGGUGGUCGCACAGAGUCCAGAGUGGCAGGAGUGGCAGAGGGACCGGUGGCAGAUAUGGCAACUGCUAUCCUCGGACAAUGCUGACACACUGCCAGAAACUCUGGUGUGAUUUCAGACAAUGUACUCUGUCUCAGCCUCUUCUGGCCAAUCAAAGACAAGAUCAAACCCCUCCAAUGACAAUCACUCCUUAUCCCUAUCCUUUCCCUUUUUAUUUCUGCUGCCCUCUCAUCCAUUCACUCACUGAUUUCCUGCUUUCUAUGAACAUCAUGUGCUGUCCUGCAACUUAGCGCCGUGGCGUUGUUGUUUACGUGUGCAGCUGCUGCCUCCAAUAGACUUUUACAUCCAGGAGCCACUAGUAUUUGUUGAUCUGUACAGAUGUUAAAAAAGUUGCUCAAUUUCCUGGCCCAUAUAUUAUGUCAACAUUUAGUUAGGAGCAUUUUUUAAAAAUGCCUACCCGAAAUACCUCAAAAAAUACGUUCAGAAUAUUUUCAGAUUUUCUAUUUUGAGCGACGUCAGUCUUCAUAUCUCAAUGGAGAAUAUUAGGAAAACAUUUUUUAAGUUUUUUACAUUUUAAUUUCAUCAUUUCUACAUUGGUCACCACACACUAAGAUGUACGCGUUAGUAACUGCUGCUAAUUACAGACUUGUUGUGUGUAUACUAAUGAUGUAAUUCAGCGGCAUCUUUCUGAAAAGAUCAAAUGUUGAGUUGCUUUUUGAUGUCAGAUUACCUUUGACUGUAUAUAUAUGUAUAUGAAUACACAAAUUGUUGACAGACGUGCUUAAAUAUUAUAUGUAAAGUGUAUAAUUUGCCUAAAAGUAUCUACCUAAAUGUAAGUCAGCCCCUUAAUCGGCAGUCCAGAUGUUGGUGUUUGUCAGACUGCUGUUUCUGUCUUUGAUAUUGAAUGUAAAAUGCUUCACUUGCAGUAAGACGCUUAAACCUAAUUAUGAAGCAAUCUGCUGUAAGUUUGCUUGUGCUCUCGCCACCUGCUGCACUGCAGAAACAACGUGCCAAAGUAUCUCUCUCUCUCUUUAAACUAAAGGAUCAUUGUUGUUCAGUUGUGUUGAUUCCAUCCAUUCUUUUUAUUUCUACUAAGACUCAAGAGUUAAGUUACUGGCAUUUUUAGCAAGAAUUUCAUAUUUUAGCACAAAGCACAAACUGUAAAUAAUAGAUGGAAGUAGCCACUAGCUCUGAAAUCCUCCAGGUUAGCAUUUUUGCCAAAACUGGACAUUAUGAAUAAAGAUUCGAUCUGACUGAAACUGAGGGAAACCACACGCUCACUGAGGCGUUAUCGUUACUGACAGGUCAUCAGGAAAGGGACAGGGCAUGCUCACUGGCUGACUCUAGUAAGUACCCUAAUUAAUAAACUGGGCAUUGUAUUUCAUUAAGAUUGACUUGAAACUAGCAAAUGAGCCCAUAAACUAGAAAAGUGUUUA